Brassica oleracea var. oleracea is the source of this 698-nucleotide messenger RNA. RefSeq lists its product as uncharacterized. The record is from RefSeq and is a predicted model, not a curated record. The transcript is spliced from 2 exons. Lineage: Eukaryota; Viridiplantae; Streptophyta; Magnoliopsida; Brassicales; Brassicaceae. The coding region runs from base 93 to 698 and encodes 201 amino acids.
GUAAGAAGAGUACGCCAGAGAGAGAACCGAGUUACCAAUCGCGCUCAAUCUCAGAUGAAUCCGAAAGGGAGGGGUCCGAAAGUGAGGAGGAAAUGCAACCACCGCAACCCCUUGAGUUAUACUUCAAAAGCAGUGAGUUCACGAAGAUUUGCAAGAUACAAACCAAGUGCUAUGUGAGCGCGACAGUAAAAGUCAUCAAGGAGACGCUUAAGAAGGAUCAGGCCGAAUGGUUCACGAGCCAUUCCCAGUUUCGACAUUUCUUUCACAUGCCAGAGGAACCAAACCUGAAGCUCCAAGGGAUGUGGAUGUUACUCCUGCACACCAUUUGUACUCCAGAAGAUGAUGUUGCAUGGUUUGCGGUUAAUGGUGUACCCAUCCGCUAUUCUAUGAGGGAGCACGCCCUCAUCUCUGGCUUAGACUGCACUGAGUAUCCGAGAAAAUAUAAGAAGAUCGGGGGUCAUGAGUUCGUGAAUUACUACUUCCAUGACAUAGAGAAGAUCACCAUCACUGAUGUGAAGCAGAAGCUGUUGUCUAUGCCGGAUUGUCCAGAUAAAUUGAAGAUGGCUGUCUUGUUUUUCCUUGGUACUGUUAUCAGAGGAAAGCCAAGGUAUGAGGGAAAUUUAGACUCCUUCAUAUUGAGGAUGGUGGAUGAUUUGGAUGCUUGCAAAACAUUUCCCUGGGGUCGUCUAACAUUUUAA